Messenger RNA from Fusarium venenatum, 327 nucleotides. Lineage: Eukaryota; Fungi; Ascomycota; Sordariomycetes; Hypocreales; Nectriaceae. The record is from RefSeq and is a predicted model, not a curated record.
AUGCGGCAAGCCGUUGCUGGCAUGACAGCGAACAGAGAUGAGAUGAGCUCGAGUGAGUAUCAACACAGCUCCUUCACCAUCACCUCUGGAAACUUGGAAGAAGUCUUCUUCGAAUCUAAGCCCUCUUUUCUAUCUCAUUUGUCUUUCUCAAAGACUUGGAGGCACUCAAAACCAUGUUGCAGUGGUUGCGAUAUCCCAAGCCUCUUCUCUCUCACAUCUUGUGGUAGCCCAGCUUCUUACCGGAUUUACUUCGGAUCUUGCAGCUCCGAGCUGCGGGCAAAAAGCCAGAGCUACCAUCACCGCACCACCGAAUCCAUCACCCACUAA